Molecule: messenger RNA, 1782 nt
Organism: Centropristis striata (black sea bass)
Lineage: Eukaryota; Metazoa; Chordata; Actinopteri; Perciformes; Serranidae
Gene: nfs1
Product: NFS1 cysteine desulfurase
Exons: 13
Coding region: 181-1530 (449 amino acids)
Biological process (GO): [2Fe-2S] cluster assembly
Cellular component (GO): nucleus; cytosol; mitochondrion
Molecular function (GO): cysteine desulfurase activity; pyridoxal phosphate binding
Source: RefSeq, a predicted model, not a curated record
UGUCUCUGAUGUAACUGACAGGCGGAAACGUUUCUAGAAACAAACUAAACUGUGAACACGCUGAAACUAAACUUUCCUCCAGAAGGAUCUUUGUUCGUCUUCCUCUCCAGGAACCAGCAGCUUCCACUGGUUCCACUGGUUCCACUGGUUCCACUGGCUUCACUGGUCCUCCGCAGCGUGAUGUUGUCCCCGGCCAGCUCCGUGUCCUCCCGGCUGCUCAGGCCGCUCUCCAGGCUCCCUGCCCGGCUGGGCUGCGGGGCCAGAGCCGCCAGCUCCCAGCAGAAAGAGUUGAUAAAGAAACAGGAGCUGGACAAAGAUGAGCCCCGCCCCCUCUACAUGGACUUCCAGGCCACCACGCCCAUGGACCCCCGUGUGCUGGACGCCAUGUUGCCCUACCAGGUGAAUUACUACGGGAACCCUCACUCCAGAACUCACGCCUACGGCUGGGAGAGCGAGACCGCCAUGGAGACCGCCAGGAAGCAGGUGGCUGAUCUGAUCGGAGCGGAUCCCAGAGAGAUCAUCUUCACCAGCGGAGCCACCGAGUCCAACAACAUGUCCAUCAAGGGCGUGGCCAGGUUCUACCAGGCCAAGAAGCGCCAUGUGAUCACCACGCAGACGGAGCACAAGUGUGUUCUGGACUCGUGUCGGGUUCUGGAGUCUGAGGGCUUCAGCGUGACCUACCUGCCGGUCCAGACCAACGGACUGCUGGACCUGGAGCUGCUGGAGGCCUCCAUCCGUCCCGACACCUCCCUGGUGUCAGUGAUGACCGUCAACAACGAGAUCGGAGUGAAGCAGCCAAUCAAAGACAUCGGUCAGAUCUGUCGCUCUAAAGGAGUUUUCCUCCACACCGACGCUGCUCAGGCUGUCGGGAAGAUCCCCAUCGACGUCAUCGACUGGAAGGUUGACCUGAUGUCCAUCAGCGGACACAAGAUCUACGGACCCAAAGGUGUGGGUGCUCUGUAUGUGCGUCGGCGGCCUCGUGUCCGGUUGGAGCCUCUCCAGAACGGAGGGGGUCAGGAGAGGGGGCUCCGCUCCGGCACCGUGCCCACCCCGCUGGCUGUCGGCCUGGGGGCCGCAUGCAGCAUCGCCCAGCACGAGAUGGAGUAUGACCACCAGAGGAUCUCCAUGCUGGCUCACCGUCUGAUCCACAAGAUCACGUCUGAGCUUCCUGAUGUCAUCAUGAACGGAGACGCUCACCACCGCUACCAUGGCUGUGUGAACUUGUCGUUUGCCUACGUGGAGGGAGAGAGUCUGCUGAUGGCGCUGAAGGAUGUCGCUCUGUCCUCCGGCAGUGCGUGUACGUCAGCGUCUCUGGAGCCGUCCUACGUCCUCAGAGCCAUCGGAGCUGAUGAAGACCUGGCUCACUCCUCCAUCAGGUUUGGCAUCGGCAGGUUCACCACAGAAGAAGAAGUGGACUACACAGCAGAUAAAUGUAUCCAGCAGGUGACCAGACUGAGAGAGAUGAGUCCUCUGUGGGAGAUGGUCCAGGAGGGAAUCGACCUGAAGAGCAUCAAGUGGACACAGCACUAGAGACUCCUCCUCCUCCUCAGACUCCUCCCUCCUGAGACUCCUCCUCCUCCUGAGACUCCUCCCUCUUCCUGAGACCCCUCCCUCUUCCUUAGACUCCUCCCUCCUCCUAAGACUCCUCCUCCUCCUGAGACUCCUCCUCCUCCUGAGACUCCUCCUGAGACUCCUCCCUCCUCCUCAGACUCCUCCCUCUUCCUGAGACUCCUCGCUCCUCCUGAGACUCCUCCCUCUUCCUCAGACCCCUCCCUCCUCCUG